GCUCCUUCCCCGCCCCCGCCUGCUGCCUUCCCUGGGCAGGGGGCUGCUCCACCAGAGGGGCACUGUGCUUGCCCAGGGUGCUGGAGGAGGAAACCGGCGAAGCAGCUUCCCCACUCUCAGUUGCGCGUCUGGCGAUGGCGAUCAGAGGUCCUGCUGCGCUCUCCGCUGCGCUCUCCCUCCAUUAGCCGCGCUGCGCCGCGCUGCGCCCUCGCUGGUGCCUCUCUCUGGGUCCUGGGAUCGGCCCCCUUUUCAGGCUCGACCCCCUCCCCCGGCCCCUCGGCCAUCCCCCCCACUUGGCCAUCUCCGAUCCGGGGCGCGCGUUCCCCCCGGCCCGGCUCUCUCUCUCCCUCCGGGGGCACCCGCUCCCUAACCCCGGCCCGGCCCUCCCCGCGGCGCAGCACGGAGUCUCGGCGUCCCAUGGCGCAGCCCACGGCCUCGGCCCAGAAGCUGGUGCGGCCGAUCCGCGCCGUGUGCCGCAUCCUGCAGAUCCCGGAGUCCGACCCCUCCAACCUGCGGCCCUAGAGCGCCCCCGCCGCCCCGGGGGAAAGAGAGCGCCAGCGCGCUGAGCAGAGAGACCGGGAGAACGAGCCGUCGCCCGCCGACCGGGAGGCCCCGGAGCCGGCCCAUGGGGAGCAGGCACCCGGCGCUGGCCACGACGACCGCCGCCGCCCGCCCCGCGCCCGGCCCGUGAAGCCCAGGGACCCGCUCUGGGAGAGCCCCAUGAGGGCAGGAGAGUGAUGGAGAGUACGCCCAGCUUCCUGAAGGACACCCCGAUCUGGGAGAAGACAGCCUCUGAGAAUGGCAUCCUGGGACAGGAGCGGGAGAUCCCGCUGGAAGAUGGCCUACACCGCGGGGCGCUGUGCCUGGGAGAGCCUGCGCCCUUCUGGAGGGGUGUCCUGAGCACCCCAGACUCCUGGCUUCCCUCUGGCUUUUCCCAGAGCCCCAAGGAUGUGCUCCCACUGGUAGAGGGUGAAGGACCCCGGAAUGGAGAAAGAAAGGCCGGCUGGCUGGGCGGCAAGGAGGGUCUGCGCUGGAAGGAGGCGAUGCUUACCCAUCCACUAGCGUUCUGUGGGUCGGCGUGCCCACCUCGCUAUGGCCCUCUAAUUCCUGAGCACAGCGGUGGCCAUCCCAAGAGCGAUCCUGUGGCCUUCCGGCCCUUGCACUGCCCUUUCCUUCUGGAGACCAAGAUCCUGGAACGAGCUCCUUUCUGGGUGCCCACCUGCCUGCCACCGUAUCUAGUGUCCAGCCUGCCUCCAGAGCGUCCGUGUGACUGGCCCUUGGCCCCACACCCCUGGGUGUACUCAGGGGGGCAGCCCAAAAUGCCCUCGGCCUUUAGCUUAGGCAACAAGGGCUUUUACCACAAGGAUCCGAGCAUUCUCAGGUUGGCAAAGGAGCCUUUGGCAUCUGCGGAACCUGGGUUGUUGGGCUUAGCCCCCAGUGGGCAUCUCCAGCGAACUGGAGGCAUAGAACGCCCCUCAUUCCACCAGAGGGAUGCAGAGGCAGGAGUUGGCAGGCAUGCAAAUCUUUGCCCACUUCUCCUGGGGCACCCAGACACUGUUCCUCGGGCCCCCUGGGGAACUUGUCCCCCAGGCCUGGUCCAUACUCUUGGCAACUUCUGGGCUGUACCAGGGAGUGGAAGCCCCGGGUACCAACUGGGGCCAUCAAGCACACCGCGGUGCCCCUCUCCCGGGCCUCCUGUCACCCAGGUGGGUUGCUGUUCCUCCCACCCACCUGCUAGGGAUGAAGGUCUUAGUCCUUGUGGGAAGUGCCAGGAGGAUGUGGAUGUGGGCACCAGUGGACCCAGUGACUCCAGCGAGGACGUGAACAAGACUGCCGCCCCCAGAGCCUGCCCCCCCAGCCAUCACACCAAACUGAAGAAGACAUGGCUCACGCGACACUCGGAGCAGUUUGGGUGCCCCGGCGGCUGCACUGGAGAAGAGAGCACGGCAGUCCCACUUCGGGCUCUCAAGAGGGCAAGCAGCCCUGAGGUCCAGGGGACAGUGGGCAGCCCAGCCUCCAAGCGCCCACCUGACCCUUUCCCAGGCCAUGCGGGGCAGGAGGCCAGAGGCUGGCAGGAGGUGCCGGAUCCGUCCUUUGGGAACAAGGUGGAGGCGGAACAACAUGCACAUCCCAGAGGACCCCGAGAUGGCAGGGCCGGUCUCCAGGACCCCGGACUUCAGGAUACAACUUGCGUGACCUCUCUGGCGGGCAUCACUCAAUGCCAAAGCUGUGGCCAGGCAGCUGGGGAGGCGGGAGGGCUGGCCUGCCACUCCCAACCAGUGCCGAGAUUGCCUCCGGGAGGAAAACAGCAGCAGGAGGAAGACCCAGCAGUCAGCCCUGCAGAGGCCCAACUCAGCAAGGGCCUCGCCAAGCACCUGCUAAGUGGUUUGGGGGAUCGACUGUGCCGUCUGCUGCGGAGGGAGCGAGAGGCUCUGGCCUGGGCCCAACGGGAAGCAGGCCAGGGGCCAGCCAGGACAGAGGACAAUCCAGACAUUCCACACUGCUGCAGCCGCUGCCACCAUGGACUCUUCAACACCCACUGGAGAUGCCCGCGCUGUGCCCACCGGCUCUGUGUGGCCUGUGGUCGUAUGCUGGGAGCUGGGAGGGCCAGGGAGAGAGCAGGCACUCAGGAACAGUCCACUGAUGAGUGUAGCCAGGAGGCCGGGCACAGUGCUUGCUCCCUGAGGCUCACCCAGUUCAUCUCCAGCCAGGCUUUGGCAGAACUGAGCACGGCAAUGCACCAGGUCUGGGUGAAGUUCGACAUCCGGGGACACUGCCCCUGCCAAGCUGAUGUCCGGGCGUGGGCCCCUGGGGAUGGGGGCCAGCAGAAGGAGCCGACAGAAAAAACAUCCCCAACUCCACAACCUUCCUGCAAUGGGGAUGCCAACAGGACCAAGGACACCAAAGAGGAGGCCCCAGACUCCACAGAGCCCCCAGCAGAAGACCGCGCCAGCCGAGGGCCCUUGCCUUGCCCCUCUCUCUGCGAACUGCUGGCCUCUACCGCUGUCAAACUCUGCCUGGGGCAUGAGCGGAUACACAUGGCCUUUGCCCCUGUCACCCCGGCCCUGCCCAGCGAUGACCGUAUCACCAACAUCCUGGACAGUAUCAUCGCGCAGGUAGUGGAACGAAAGAUCCAGGAGAAAGCGCUGGGCCCGGGCCUGCGGGCUACGCCUGGCCUGCGCAAGGGCCUGGGUCUGCCCCUCUCCCCGGUGCGGACCCGGGUGCCUCCCCCUGGGGCUCUGCUGUGGCUGCAGGAGCCCAGGCCUCGGCGUGGCUUUCACCUCUUCCAGGAACAUUGGAGGCAGGGCCAGCCUGUGUUGGUGUCAGGGAUUCAGAGGACAUUGCAAGGCAACCUGUGGGGGACAGAAGCCCUUGGGGCCCUUGGAGGCCAGGUGCAGGUGUUGAACCCCCUCGGGCCUCCACAGCCCACAAGCCUUGGCAGUGAAACCUUCUGGGAGGGAUUCUCAAGGCCGGAAACUCGCCCCAAGUCCGAAGAAGGCUCUGUCCUCCUGCUGCACAGAGAUCUGGGCGACGAGGACACCAGCAGGGUGGAGAAUCUGGCUGCCAGCCUGCCCCUCCCAGAGUACUGUGCCAGACAGGGGAAACUCAACCUGGCUUCCUACCUCCCACCGGGCCCUGUCCUGCGUCCACUGGAGCCCCAGCUGUGGGCAGCCUACGGUGUGAGCCCACACCGUGGGCACCAGGGCAUCAAGAACCUCUGUGUGGAGGUGACUGACCUGGUUAGCGUCCUGGUAUGUGCUGAAGCCCCUCUGCCUGCCUGGCACCGGGCACAGAAAGACUUCCUCUCCGGCCUCGAUGGGGAGGGGCUCUGGUCUCCAGGCAGCCAGGUCAGCACCGUGUGGCACGUGUUCAGGGCUCAGGACGCCCAGCGAAUCCGCCGCUUUCUCCAGAUGGUGUGCCCGGCCGGGGCAGGCAAUCUGGAGCCCGGUGCCCCGGGCAGCUGCUACCUGGACGCAGGGCUGAGGCGGCGCCUGCGUGAGGAGUGGGGUGUGAGCUGCUGGACCCUGCUGCAGGCCCCAGGAGAAGCUGUGCUGGUGCCUGCGGGGGCUCCCCACCAGGUGCAGGGCCUGGUAAGCACAGUGAGUGUCACUCAGCACUUCUUGUCCCCUGAGACCUCUGCCCUCUCUGCUCAGCUCUGCCACCAGGGACCCAAUUUGCCCCCUGACCGCCGCCUGCUCUGCGCCCAGAUGGACUGGGCUGUGUUCCAAGCAGUGAAGGUGGCUGUGGGAACAUUACAGGAGGCCAAAUAGGGGGGCUCAGGUCUGUGGGCUAGGGGUGGGGGGCAGGUGGACCAGGAGCUUAGCCCAGUAAGCUUCAGCGGAGAAUGUGGGUUGUUUGGAAACUUCCAGUCAAUCCCAUGAGCACCACUCUGGGCACAAGUAGGGCACUCCACUCCCCACUCCUGACCUGGACCCUAAAACCAAGUGCCACUGAAGCUCACACCUGCCCUUCACAGGCUGACACCAGCCCCGCCUACCCCUUCUCUGUGGUACCAGGCCCACACUGGGAGUGGUUGAUUCCCACCCUUGCCCCUCAUAACCUAGGAAACAAACAGCCCUUCCUUGGGAACGUGGGGAUCAUUCUGCAACACCUUUUCCUGCUGCCCGCCUAGGCUGUCCCCCUGUGCCCAGCUCUGGUUACACAACCUGCAUCCUCACAGGGCUCCCGGGAGACCCCAGGCAUGGUAGGGUGCUGGACAAGGGGCCAAGGAAACCCUGCUCACUGACCAGAGAGCUGUGCAGUGAGGGGAGGGGGUGUCAGAGGACUCUCCAGGUCUGGCCUGAUGUGGCGAUGACAUGGGCAAUUCCAGCUGUCCCUGCUCCUCCUCUGCCCUGCGCCUCCCUCCUUCGCGAUUUCCAUUAAAGUCUGUUGUUUUGUGAACGCUGCAGUGUGGUGGGCCUGCUCCUGCAGGCCACAGGGACUGGGACGGGGCAGGUGUGGAAGUGGAGCAGGUAGAGGGUCUGGGCCAGGGUGUCAGGGACCUCAAACACUCCUGCCUGACCUUCUUCUGGGGUCUCUGCCCGCCACUGAGAGGCUGACUCUGAGGAUGACAGCGACAGCCGGCAAGACAGAACCCUGGACAGCAGCUAUGGGGUCCCUAUGCAGCACCGCUACAGAGGCCUGGAGGCCCCAACCCUUCCAGCAAGCCCCAGGCCACGCCAUCUCUGCCAUCUGACCUGAGCUGGAGCUGAGGUGGACCCUUGGCCAGCCCCGACUCACCUCCCCAGUCCAGCCUGGCGCCUGAGAGGACAGCCCGCCCCUUCCCCAGGGCCCUUCUGGUGUGGGUCUCCUGUCCGUGUACAUCUCCGCCCCCACAUACCCUGGCUCUUGUUACACCUAACUGUUCUGCGGUGGUUCAGGGAAUGUUUUUUAAUGAAAUAAAAACAAAUUUUUAUAACGUAAUAUACUUUUAGAACCUUUAGAAAGGAAAAGUCACCUGCAAGCCCAGCUCUACUCGCCCCCCACCCCCCCAACUC
Messenger RNA from Condylura cristata (star-nosed mole), 5498 nucleotides. It is a transcript of the gene HR, whose product is annotated as hair growth associated. Gene Ontology annotation, biological process: regulation of transcription by RNA polymerase II. The record is from RefSeq and is a predicted model, not a curated record. NCBI's taxonomy places the organism in Eukaryota, Metazoa, Chordata, Mammalia, Eulipotyphla, Talpidae. Gene Ontology annotation, cellular component: histone deacetylase complex; chromatin. The transcript has 20 exons. Gene Ontology annotation, molecular function: histone H3K9 demethylase activity; chromatin DNA binding; transcription coregulator activity. The coding region runs from base 738 to 4271 and encodes 1177 amino acids.